This is a messenger RNA of Plasmopara halstedii, 1029 nucleotides long. RefSeq lists its product as uncharacterized. The record is from RefSeq and is a predicted model, not a curated record. Lineage: Eukaryota; Oomycota; Peronosporomycetes; Peronosporales; Peronosporaceae. The transcript has a single exon. Bases 1 to 1029 code for a protein of 342 amino acids.
AUGAAGAGUCUUGACAUGUCAGUGUGGAUCACUUAUUUCGAGAGACUCUCUAAAUCUGAUCUCUAUAAAGAGUUGGCUCGGGUGAUUGUGACUUCCAAACUGGUUGAAAGUGACACUGGUCUCAAGCUAGUGACAGCUGAAAAGAGUGUAGACAACAACAUGCCAUCCAUCCCUGAAAGAGACAAACAAUUGGCGGACUUGCUUGCCUUGAAAGUGUUUGGAACUGACAGAUCGUCUGUUACUCGGUCUAAGGAAUUGUCCGUAGAUGAGCAAAGGUAUUCGAGAGCAGACAGCGAGCGACGAAAGUUAUUUUUCGCAAGCCUCUUUAAAGGAUUGCGCAGUCAUUGGAGCAGUUGUCAUAUUCCUCUCGAGAACAUCUUGCCUAUUACAAAAACAGAUAAUUUGGAGCACGAGCAACUUAUAUCCAGUCCUCAUCUCUGGACUUUUUUGGAGUACACGGCUGAGCAUAUUGAACCAACUGAAAAACGUGGAGAUUCGAUGUUCAACGUGUUGAAGAUGAAAUUGAGUGAAGAAGAGAUUGCGAGUUUGCUCUCAGUGAUGGCUGAAGAAGAAGAGAAUAUUUAUCGUCCGCUGUCAUUCAGUCUCUUUCGACACUGGAACUCCAAUGGAGAGACCUUGAACUCUCUCACUACGACUCUUGGGUUGGAAAAAGAUCCAAUAUCAAAUCGUAAAAUAAUCGCCCUGUUCAUGUACUACAAGCAUUCUAGUCCAUCCCACUUCGAGAAUGUUUUGUUAUUUCGCAAGUUUCUGGCGACGAAAUAUCCACCAGAAACCUUCGAGAAAGUGUUCAAAGACCAAUUAUAUUCGGCAGAAGGCACUUACGAAAAAGCAUUAGCUGAAGUGUUUUUUUCAGAGUGGUUGAAUGAAGGAUACUUAGUCAAAGAUAUCAAGUCUCGCCUACGUACCACUUCUGGAGAUUUGAAUGACAAGUACGAAAGUUGGAUAGAAAUUGCCAAAAAACACGAAUAUUUCCGGUCGAAACUUAAGGUCAGCGAAGAAGUUCCUUAA